AUGGCCCCAAAACCGCCAGCUGGUACAUCUUCUAGAGCCUGGGAUGGUGUCUCACCUUCUCUGUCGGAAUGGGUGCUGGAAGCCGUUUCGUCUAUGGGCUUCACGCGGAUGACGCCCGUGCAGGCGUCCGCUAUUCCUCUAUUCAUGGCCCACAAAGAUGUUGUAGUUGAGGCCGUUACUGGAAGUGGAAAGACUUUAUCUUUCUUAAUUCCCAUUGUGGAGAAACUUCUACGUCUUGAAGAACCUAUCAAAAAACAUCACGUUGGCGCGAUCAUCAUUUCCCCGACGAGGGAACUUGCAUCACAGAUCUACCAUGUGCUACUCUCAUUACUCGCAUUCCAUCCUCCAUCUGCCUCCGUCAUUAACCCUUCAGAAGACGAUGACGUUCCCCGGCAAAAAUUCCCAUCCUCUACCCUCAAGGUUGUUCCCCAGCUCCUUCUCGGAGGCUCUACCACGCCAGCAGAAGACCUAAGCAAAUUCUUGAAGCAAUCACCAAAUCUGCUCAUCUCCACACCUGGACGUUUGUUGGAACUGCUCUCUUCACCUCAUGUCCACUGUCCCCAAUCUUCGUUUGAGAUGCUCGUCUUGGACGAGGCAGACAGACUUCUGGAUCUUGGGUUCAAAGAAACUCUGCAGAACAUCAUACGCCGGUUACCUAAACAAAGGCGAACGGGAUUGUUUAGCGCAAGUAUCAGUGAAGCCGUUGAUCAAAUUGUGCGGGUUGGUCUGCGUAAUCCUGUCAAGGUCAUGGUUAAGGUCAAAGGAACUUCAGGUGCCCAGGACAAGCGAACGCCUGCAAGCUUACAAAUGACAUACCUUACGACACCCACGAUUCACAAAUUUCCCGCCUUGAAGCAAAUUCUCCAUUCCGUUGAUCCAGCUCCCCAGAAAACCAUAUUUUUCGCCUCAACCUGCUCAGGAGUUGAUUAUCUCUCUGCGAUCUUACCAUUAAUACUUGGUGAUGAUUUCCAGCUGAUUCCACUACAUGGAAAGCACCCGGCGAACGUCCGUGAAAAGAACUUCAACCGAUUUGUGAAUUCAUACAGCCCAGCAAUUCUACUAACAACGGAUGUCGCUUCUCGUGGUUUGGAUAUCCCGUCUGUUGACCUCGUUGUCCAGAUAGAUCCUCCAUCGGAUCCUAAAACGUUUAUUCAUAGAUGCGGCCGUGCUGGUAGAGCCGGCCGAAGGGGGCUAAGUGUAGUCUUGUUGCAUCCAGGACGGGAGGAAGACUAUGUAUCUUUCCUCGACGUUCGCAAGACUCCAGUAGCUCCUUUCCCACAUUCCAUCUCCUUCUCAGAUUCCGAAGCCACUGCAGCUACGAAUGCGGCCCGCAAGGCUGUGCUGGCGGACCGUGCACUCCACGAUCGUGGGCAAAAGGCGUUUGUCAGUUGGCUAAGAAGCUAUAGCAAACACCAGGCGAGCAGCAUUUUCCGUGUCGCUGAUCUUGAUUGGGAGGGUUUAGGGAAGGCAUGGGGUCUGCUGAAGCUACCCAAAAUGCCCGAGUUGAGGAACUUUACUGGUGACCGGACGCUCGGUGUCAAUCUGAAUUGGGAUGACUAUAAAUACAAAGACAAACAACGAGAGAAACGCCGCAUAGAAUUGCUUCAGGAGAGCAAAGCAGACGGUACACAAAAAACCUCUAACAAGAGAAAGGCCAACGAGACCACCGCAUGGAGCAAUAAGCUCGAGGAUAGAAAUAAAAAGCAAAAGCGACGAGAGCAAAAGCAACGACGACAGGAGAAGAAUAGGUGGGAGAAGAUGACUGAAGAAGAGCGGCAGAAGGUGCGGGAGACGGAGCAAAUGGUGGAAGGUAUAAGAGCAAAGAACGAAGAAGAGAGGCGACUUAGACGCGCAGGAAAGGCCGAGGCAGCAAAUUCUGGCAAGGAUGAGGAAGAGUUUGAAGGUUUUGAUUAA
Molecule: messenger RNA, 1914 nt
Organism: Aspergillus nomiae NRRL 13137
Lineage: Eukaryota; Fungi; Ascomycota; Eurotiomycetes; Eurotiales; Aspergillaceae
Gene: spb4
Product: ATP-dependent RNA helicase SPB4
Exons: 2
Coding region: 1-1914 (637 amino acids)
Cellular component (GO): nucleolus
Molecular function (GO): nucleic acid binding; ATP binding; RNA helicase activity
Source: RefSeq, a predicted model, not a curated record